AAAAUUUGUCAAUUUUCCUUGAACCGUUCGCAGCGCCAUUGUGCGGCGUUCACAAGAAUAUUCCUUGUGACGCAAUAGGAACUCGUCCUUUCCGUCGACCUACCGUGAGUGGAACAUGUCGCAUACAUCUGAACGAAGGAACGAUGAACAAUGGUCAGGAGACUCCAAAAAUGGACCCAGCGAAAGUGAACCACCCGCGUAUAAUGGGCCUCCAGGCAUGGAGCCCGAUGGAAUCAUUGAAUCGAACUGGGAAGUUGUUGUGGAUAAUUUCGAUGAAAUGAACCUUAAAGAAGAACUUUUGCGUGGUAUAUAUGCUUAUGGCUUUGAAAAACCAUCUGCUAUUCAACAACGUGCCAUCCUACCCUGUAUUAGGGGACACGAUGUUAUUGCUCAAGCCCAGUCAGGAACCGGGAAAACUGCUACGUUCUCUAUAUCUAUUCUUCAACAAAUUGAUACCAACAUUAAAGAGUGUCAGGCAUUGAUACUAGCUCCAACUCGAGAACUUGCACAACAAAUUCAAAAAGUUGUUAUCGCUUUGGGAGAUUUUAUGCAUGCAGAAUGCCACGCAUGUAUCGGCGGCACCAAUGUACGUGAAGAUAUGAGAAAAUUGGAUCAAGGCGUCCACGUAGUAGUCGGUACACCAGGCAGAGUUUAUGAUAUGAUCAGUCGACGAGCACUGAGGGCUGGUAGCAUUAAACUGUUUGUUCUGGAUGAAGCAGAUGAGAUGCUCUCGCGUGGUUUUAAAGAUCAAAUUCAUGAUGUAUUCAAGUUAUUACCCCAAGAAGUGCAGGUGAUAUUAUUAUCUGCUACAAUGCCAGCAGAUGUAUUGGAUGUCUCCAAAUGCUUUAUGCGAAAUCCAGUUCGAAUCUUGGUGAAGAAAGAAGAACUGACGUUGGAGGGUAUUAAACAAUUCUUCGUUUUCGUUGAACGUGAAGAAUGGAAAUUGGAGACCUUAUGUGAUCUAUACGAUACACUGAGCAUUACUCAGGCGGUUAUCUUUUGUAACACACGGCGUAAGGUCGAUUGGUUGACGGAUAAUAUGCAUCACCGUGAUUUCACGGUUUCUGCUAUGCAUGGAGAUAUGGAUCAAAAAGAAAGAGAUCUUAUUAUGAGACAGUUUCGAACUGGUUCAUCUCGUGUUCUUAUUACAACUGAUUUAUUGGCACGUGGUAUCGAUGUACAACAAGUGUCUCUUGUCAUCAACUAUGAUUUACCUUCCAAUAGAGAAAAUUACAUUCACAGAAUUGGUCGCGGUGGUCGUUUCGGCCGUAAAGGUGUAGCCGUUAAUUUCGUUACAGAGGACGAUAAGCGAACUCUGAAAGAUAUAGAGCAAUUCUACAACACCCACAUAGAUGAGAUGCCAUUGAACGUCGCUGACUUAAUCUAAGCACGUCCAUUGGCUAAAAUUCAUUAUAAUACGAAAAAAAAUAAAAAUUAACAAAGUAUUUACAAGCUUACAAUGACAACCCUGAAUGGACACAACUGCGCAUACUGUGAAAUCUAUCUCUUUCAUAGCGGAUAAAACAUUUUAGAGACCCAUUUGCGUCGGGAGGCAUACUACUACGCUCUAUUACGCGAAUGCAUUACACUAUUUGUAAUAUUAUUUAUUGUAUUAAGUUUUAUGCUGAUUUGAAAAAUAAAUCUGAUUCUUUAAAAAAGGGCUCAUCAUAUGAUUCCGAAUGUAUAUUUUCUUUGAUUGACAACGUGUGCUGAUGCAAUUGGGUCGAGGUACAACACACCCUGUGUAACAAAUAAUAUGAUGGUAGAUUCUACGUAAAUGUUUAGGAAAACGUAAACGUUUAACAAAAAUAAUCUUGCGUGUGGCAUUCAGAUUAAUUUAUUAUAGAUAAGAUUAAUGAGCGUUUAACAAAGAUACAUACAUCUAUAUGCGAACCACGUAUAAUUAUUUCCUUUGUAUUUUCUUCGAGAGUAUAUUCCCUGUUAUUUAAAAUUGACAAUUCUCGACGUUAUGUGAUAUCGUGUGAUUAGGUUCGUAUCGUAUUACCAAAAAAAAAAAAGAAAGAAAGAUAAAAAAAAAUAAAAGAGUUAUAAAACUUAAAUAAGUAUAAUCUCAACAAGAUUAGUUUGUUUUACAAAAAAGAAAAAAGGCUUUCGUGUAGACCAACGUGACGGAGAUGUAAAAUUUUCAUUAUCAUUGACCACAGGGGGAAGUUCUCACAGGUUUUAUUUUGUAUUUACAGGCAGUUUUGGGCUGAGUUCCAGAAGUGGGUGAGAUAUUUUUGGAAAUAAAGACCAGAUUUCCUGAUUCAA
Molecule: messenger RNA, 2271 nt
Organism: Vespula pensylvanica (western yellowjacket)
Lineage: Eukaryota; Metazoa; Arthropoda; Insecta; Hymenoptera; Vespidae
Gene: eIF4A
Product: eukaryotic initiation factor 4A-I
Exons: 8
Coding region: 116-1387 (423 amino acids)
Biological process (GO): cytoplasmic translational initiation
Cellular component (GO): cytoplasmic stress granule
Molecular function (GO): RNA helicase activity; ATP binding; translation initiation factor activity
Source: RefSeq, a predicted model, not a curated record